Molecule: messenger RNA, 615 nt
Organism: Triplophysa rosa
Lineage: Eukaryota; Metazoa; Chordata; Actinopteri; Cypriniformes; Nemacheilidae
Product: regulator of G-protein signaling 6-like
Exons: 7
Coding region: 19-615 (198 amino acids)
Biological process (GO): G protein-coupled receptor signaling pathway; regulation of G protein-coupled receptor signaling pathway
Source: RefSeq, a predicted model, not a curated record
UAUCUGUGCAAGCGGACCAUGCAGAACAAAACUCGGUUGGAGCUGGCGGACUACGAGGCUGAGAAUCUUGCACGGCUUCAGAGGGCUUUUGCCAGGAAGUGGGAGUUCAUCUUCAUGCAGGCUGAGGCACAGGUCAAGAUCGACAGGAAAAAGGACAAGACGGAGAGAAAGAUUCUGGAUAGUCAGGAAAGAGCCUUCUGGGAUGUUCAUCGCCCUGUGCCAGGAUGUGUCAACACCACAGAGAUGGACAUCAGAAAGUGUCGCCGCCUCAAGAAUCCCCAAAGAGUAAAAAAGUCUGUGUACGGUGUAGUGGAUGACACGCAUACGCAGAGUCCUGUACACACACCUUCACAACAGAUCAACAAGGACACCAGAGAGGACGUAGAGAAAGAGAUUCUGUUCUUGAACACUCAGUUGGAUCGACACUGUAUGAAAAUGUCCAAAGUAGCUGAGACAUUGAUGAGCUACACGGAUCAGUAUCUCGAGUAUGACCCCUUUUUGUCAGUACCUGACCCAUCUAAUCCCUGGAUCGGGGAUGACGUCACUUUCUGGGAACAAGAGGCCAGGUAUGAAAACCACAACAACACCUCCGUCUUUGUAAGAGGACACUUGUGA